AUGGCAUGCUCAAAAAUAUUUUCAGGAGAUUUACCUGAACUAUCCUAUGAAAUUAUACAGUAUUUUAGAAAAGAUAUUUCAACAUUAUAUUCAUGUAUUUUAGUUAAUAGAUUAUGGUGUCGUUUAGCCAUUCCAUUAAUAUGGGAAGAUCCAUUUUCACUUCUUACUCAAAAUUCUCGUUAUAUUAAUACUUAUUUAUGCUUUUUAAAUGAAGAUGGCAAAGCAAGAUUUAAUGAAUAUGGAAUUAAUGAUAAUUUAUUACUUUUGAAUACAUCAUUCAAUUAUCCUAGAUUUAUUAAAUACUUAGAUACAUUUAAAAUUAGUAAUUCUGUUGAAGAUUGGGUUAUUACUUUAAAGUAUAAAUACAAUCAUAUGCUAGGAAAAUUAGUUUAUAGGUCAUUAAUUGAAGUAUUGCUCAUUGAAAAUGAAGUAAAUUCACAUUCUUUUGAAGUUGUAUUGGACAUGAAUUUUACUUAUACUAGUUAUUUUGAUGAUACUGUAGACUCGAUUUUACAAAAUCCAAACCUUACAUACAAUAUUAGAGGGUUAACACUCAGUUAUGUUUCCUUAUUUGAAUCGGAAAAUAUCUUUUUAUUUUUAAAAAUUUUUUGUUCUAAUUACAAUUCAAUCUCAUCGAUUGUUUUUAAAUUUCCUAAAUAUAGAAUUAAAAUCAAAAAUUAUAAAUUAGUUGAAAAUUAUUUAUCACCAAUAAUUAUUUCACAAAAUAAUCUCAAAAAAAUUUCAUUUGAAUCUUUUGUUAAUUUAUAUAGUACAUUUUUAAUAUUAAAAAAUUCUAAUUGUUCAAAUACUUUAAAUACAAUUAUAUUUUAUUUCAUUAAUUUUAAAAAUAUAAUUGGUAUUUUACAAGAGGUUUUUGAUCAAUUGAAUGUUUUAGAAUCUAUUCACAUCAUUUAUUGUGAUUCUUUAGAUUCUGAUUUUGUUCAACAAAUUUUUAAGGUUAUUAAACCUUUUAAAUUAAGAUCUUUGUUUAUGAAAGAAACAAUACCUAAUGAUCAUAUUGAAUCAUUACUAUUAUUAUUACAGAAAUUUAGUGAUUGUUUAGAAAAUUUUGGAUUUGAAAGUGGAGAAAUAGGACAAGUCUUUUAUAGAAUACAAAAACAACAAUUAUUUGAAUUUAUUAUGAAAUAUUGUAAAAAGAUUAGAUAUUUUUAUUCGGGUAUACCUUAUUAUGGUAAUAACAGUAUUUACUUAUUCAUUGAAAAGAAUCAACAUAAUAUUAAUUAUCUUACUAUCGAAGCGGAUAUUACUAGUUAUUAUGAUUAUGGGGAAUUAAGUUCAACUGUAUUACAGAAUUUAGGACAGGUUCUUCCUUCUAGGUUAGAAUAUUUAUGUUUAGCUCUUUCUUUUAUUACAAGUGAUCUAGAAAUAUUUUUAAAUAAUUCACAAAAUACUUUUAUUAAGAAAUUAUUAAUUAGUAAUAAAUUCCAGUAUACACCCCUGAGAAAAGAAGAUACAGAAAUUUUAUUUUUUAUAAAGAAAUAUAUUAUGAAAAAGGAAAGGGUUAAAUAUUUGGCUAUUGUAGAAUCAGAUUCUAAUGCUAGUACAGAACCUGUCGAAUUAUUUUUUUUAAAAAACGAAGUAAAUGAAUAUAAAUUAAAUAAUAUUAUAGUUCAAAAAUAUAAUGAUUUAUAUAUUGAUGCACAUAGUUAUAUAAAUAACCAUUUACAAUAUUAA
Messenger RNA from Rhizophagus irregularis DAOM 181602=DAOM 197198, 1695 nucleotides. The record is from RefSeq and is a predicted model, not a curated record. Lineage: Eukaryota; Fungi; Glomeromycota; Glomeromycetes; Glomerales; Glomeraceae.